Molecule: messenger RNA, 1443 nt
Organism: Erigeron canadensis
Lineage: Eukaryota; Viridiplantae; Streptophyta; Magnoliopsida; Asterales; Asteraceae
Product: RING-H2 finger protein ATL47-like
Exons: 1
Coding region: 181-1362 (393 amino acids)
Source: RefSeq, a predicted model, not a curated record
CACAAUUUAAAUUGCUUGUUUAGUGAGUAAUUUCAUAUGGGUAUUGAUCCAAGAACACUCUAAACCAUUUAAAAAUCAUUUCUUGAACAUCACACACCUUGAAACACACACACAAUUUUCUCCAAGAAAUACUCUCUAAAAGUUUCAUGAUUUUUGUAUCAUUUCAUAUAUAUCUAAAACAUGUCUAGGAUCAAAAUUAAGCCCAUUAUCAAGCAAAAUCUUUCUUCUUUUCCCCCUUCACCUAUAUACCCUCCAUCUCCUUGUAGCAAUAAUCAUAAGUCUAACUCAAAUAUAGUUUUUGCAAGAAACAUUGUAAUUGUAUUAGGAAUUUUGUUGUUUAUAUGUGUUUUACUUCACUUUGUUAUAAGAUAUUUCAUGAACAAAAAAAGGUCUGUUCAACAAUCUUCAAGAUUUCAAGAAAGUGGUAAUAAUAAUGAUGUUACUUAUGAGAGACAAUUACAACAGCUUUUUAACUUGCAUGAUUCUGGGUUAGAUCAAGCUUUUAUAGAUGCACUCCCUUUGUUUCUUUACAAAGAAUUAAUGGGACUAAAAGAGCCUUUUGAUUGUGCUGUUUGUCUUUGUGAGUUUUCAGAAAAUGAUAAGUUGAGAUUACUUCCUUUAUGUAGUCAUGCUUUUCAUAUUCAUUGUAUAGACACUUGGUUGCUUUCAAAUUCAAGUUGUCCUUUAUGUAGAGGUUCCCUUUUUAGCCCUGGUUUUGAUGGUCAAAAUCCAAUUUUUGACUUCCAUUUUAAUGAUUUAAUGGAAGAAGAAGAAGAAGAAGAAGAAGAUGAGCAUGGUGUGUCAGUUUCAGGGAUAGCUAGUAGUAAUUUUAAGCAAAAUGGAGGGAUGGAGAUGAGAAGGGUGUUUCCUGUUAGACUUGGAAAGUUCAGGGCCACAAAUGUCAAUGUCAACGAUACUCAAUCCCAGCAAGAGUCCGGAAAGUUAGGAGCCACAAAUGGUGACCAAAAAGAGAUGGGAGAGACUAGUAGUAAUAGCAAUGUUGUUGAUGCAAGGAGGUGCUUUUCAAUGGGAUCUUAUGAAUAUGUGGUUGGAAAUUCAGAGUUACAAGUCACAUUUUGUCCUAAUAGGGGUAAUAUUGGAAAAAAAGAUUUGGUUGUUGCAAAAGAUAAAGGGAUUAAUAGCUCAGUGGAUGCUAAAGGAAUAGAAGAUGGGAAGAAAAUUAGUAGUAGAAGUAAAGGAGAAAGCUUUUCUGUUUCCAAGAUUUGGCUUUGGUCAAAGAAAGAUCAACAUAAAUUUCAAGAUUCAUCAAGUGCUAAUCAUAUGAUUGAUGGGAUUAAUUCAUCUGUUAAUGAUGUAAGUUUACAGUCAAGAAAGUCAAGUGCUAGUAAUUUUGACCAUUAGUGUAGGUUAGUAGUUGUUAUGAAGUGAGGUGUAUAUCACUUGAGAUAGUUUGAAUAUGAACAUAUAAAGUCUACUUAGCCA